AUGCAAAUGUUCCGCUCCAUCGCGCAAUCGGUUUUUGGCUCCCCGACGGACCGAAAAAACUUUCCGGUGCUCCUCAUGCGCACCAGCAGCGGCUGCGGCAAAACCGCCUUUGCCAAACACGCAAUCUCUCAGGUCGCGAACCUCAUGCGUGCGCAAUGCAACCUUACCUUUGGGCCUGCUGAUACUCCCCUGACGUCGAAUCAGAGUUUCGAGCUUACUAGACUCCUUGAACGCUCCUUGCAAAUUUUCAUCGACUUCAAUGGUGGUGAUUGCUUGUACGAAGCUCCCGCUUCCUGUCAGAAGUCCCUUCUUGCUGCUCGUCUGGCCGCUCAUGGGUUGUGCCACACCAACUUAACCAAUGCGAGCUGCACUUCAGUUUUCAGCGCAUGCAGGUCUGGUCUUCGCACACCACAGGUUCUCGACGCGGUUGUGGCACGCCAUCGCCAGCAACACCCGCACCUCGCACGAGUUUUGAUCUUUGUUCACAUUGACGAGGAUCGCCGGAUCGCGCAAGACAUGUCCAGGAGUGCGGGGACCCUGCAGGAAGCAACUGAUUUGCUUCAGCGUGCGUAUCAAGAAAUCGUUGCGUACAAUGUCAACCAGAAGGAACAACAGGCCGUUGUGGUGUUACUUUUAACCGGCACUGCUCUAAGUGGCCUGAAGUUCGACACGACGCAGCACGAAUUCCAUCCAAUCAACCUUCUUCCCUUUGACCUGCGCACUUCCAUGCUGGUUCUUCGAGAGCUUGGGCUUCACGAAUCAUGGUGCUCGGAUUUGAAAUUUCGCCGGUUGGUUCGGGACCUUGGAGGUAUUCCUUCACUAUUAGGAGCAACACUAACGUACCGCUACCCUGCGUUACGGCAAGAACUCGUCCCCUCGGUCCCAUGCAAUCUGCAGAGAACACCGACCUUGCCAUCAACCCUUCCCAAUGCCCCAUGA
Messenger RNA from Capsaspora owczarzaki ATCC 30864, 939 nucleotides. RefSeq lists its product as hypothetical. Lineage: Eukaryota; Filasterea; Ministeriida; Capsasporidae. The coding region runs from base 1 to 939 and encodes 312 amino acids. The record is from RefSeq and is a predicted model, not a curated record. The transcript has a single exon.